Trichoplax adhaerens is the source of this 1377-nucleotide messenger RNA. RefSeq lists its product as uncharacterized. The record is from RefSeq and is a predicted model, not a curated record. The annotation marks the transcript as partial. Lineage: Eukaryota; Metazoa; Placozoa; Uniplacotomia; Trichoplacea; Trichoplacidae. The transcript is spliced from 8 exons.
AAAGAUCCUACAGGGCAAUCUCUUAUUAUUGGUACCAGUAAUUAUAGUCGUAUGAAGAGUUCGUCCCAUCGUUUAAAUGAAGAAGAAAAGUUGCUAAGAGCAGAAGCGAUCAAAAGAGAAAAGGAAGCAGUUCAGAGAGCAUCAGAUGAACGCAAAUUAGCUAUGCAAGAGAUGGAAAAGAAACGCCUCAAGAACGAGAAACCAUCAGAUCUUGAAGAAGAAACAAAUGGACAGAGAAAGGUACUGCUAGAUCAUGCCAAAGUGCAACUUUGUGAACAAGAUGACGAAAUCAAGUAUUUAAACGAAUUGAUAUUGAACGCGAAAUGUCACGCUAUUCGAGAUUUACAAUUAAACGAAAAGCAAGAAAUUAAAGUAGAUGCUAAAAGUGAGCAAAGAAGAUUAGAUGAAAUGAUGGAAAUUGAUCGUGUAAAAGCUAUAGAAGAGCAAGAAAAACGUGAAAAGGAAAGAAAGGUUGAACUAUUGCGAGGUGCUCAAAUACUGCAAAAGCAAAUCGCAGAGAGAGAACAACAAGGGCUUUUAGAGAGUGAAUUAAAAGAUCAGGAGACAUCUGUUAUGCUGAAAUAUCUAGAAAAGUUACAAGAAGAAGAUUUAGAAAAUCUUCAUAAGAAGCGUAAAACUCAAAAGGAAUUGAUGAAAGAAGUUGCAAUUGCUAAUCAAGAUUUACAAAAUCAAAAAAUUGUUCAGAAAGAGCAAGAACGAUUAGCUGAGUUGAAAGUUAUGCAAUACUUGAAAGAGAGAGCGGAAAGAGAAGAAGCCUACCAAGCAGAACUUGAGAAACAACGUAUCGAAAAAGAAAAAGAAGUUGCGCGGCUGCGUGCUUUGCAAGAGCGUGCCAAGGACAAGCAAGCUGAACGCGAUGCAUUAAGAGCUAAGCGUAACCAAGAGGAAGCAGAAAGAGAAUGGAGGAGGAAAGAACUAGAAGAAGCUAGAAAGAAGGCAGAACAAGAAGAUAUAUUAAAACGUUCUAGAACCGAGCAAAUAACGAUGAAACAACGUAAUUUCGCUAUUCAAUCACAGAGAGAUAGAGCUGAAUUCGAUCGUGUUGUAAGGGCUCAACAAGAGGCAGUUCAGAAAGAACAAGAGGAGGUUGAAAAGAAAAUGAAGCAAAAGAAAGUUUAUUCCGAUAGCAUCCGCCAACAAAUAGUAGAGAAAGAACAAGAAAAACUUAACGAGCGAAGAUCCUUCUUCGGUGAAAGAGCGAAAUUAGAUGCAGAAGAUGAACAACGGAAACGCAUGAUUGAUGAAGCUAAGCAAAAGAAGUUAUCAGAAUUAAGACAAGCUGGUGUUCUGGAUAAAUAUUGUAUCGAGGUUGAGCGAAAAAUGAAGAAAAAUCCUCAAAAUAAGAUUUUUAAGUAA